AUGACUUCUAAGCUCGUUACUUGGGCUGCAAACAAGGCUGCAGGGGAGGCUCUAAGCAAUUUCUCCAAGAACUUCGACUCGGAGGACCCAUUCUACUAUGAGGAGCAGCCCCACCACGCCAAUGGCGAGAAGCCUGGCAAGAAGAAGAAGAAGGGCAGAAAGUUCAAGGAAUACAAGAACGGCAUGAUGGGCAAGAAGAUGUACCAAGCCCCCGGUGUCUCUGACCAUGACAACAGAAUCCUCGCCAGCGUGCGGAGACGUUCAUGGCAUCUAGACAUGAGCCUCUUCCACUGGUGUGGAUUCAGAUUUGGAUGGUCCGUGAUCAUUGGCCUCGUCCCUGUACUCGGUGAUAUCGUCGACUGCCUGUUAGCUUACUGGAUUAUUCGCAAGGCGGACAAAAUCGAAGGCGGUCUUCCCUCUUCACUCAAGGCGAGGAUGUAUCUCAACGUCGCGGCCGACUUUGGGAUUGGUUUGGUACCGCUUCUUGGAGACAUCGCCGACGCUCUCUAUAAGGCCAACUCGCGUAAUACGUGGUUAUUGGAAGACUAUCUCGUUAAAAAGGCCAGGGCUGUGCAGAAAGGGCAGUCGGGCCAGACAGGCGAUCCUGAACUGGGCAUGGUGGAUCAAUCACGGCCGCCAGCUCAGCCAAAGCCAACUAAAACAAUGAAGGGAACUCGGCGUUGA
Molecule: messenger RNA, 684 nt
Organism: Diaporthe amygdali
Lineage: Eukaryota; Fungi; Ascomycota; Sordariomycetes; Diaporthales; Diaporthaceae
Product: ph domain-containing protein
Exons: 4
Coding region: 1-684 (227 amino acids)
Source: RefSeq, a predicted model, not a curated record